Molecule: messenger RNA, 1005 nt
Organism: Meira miltonrushii
Lineage: Eukaryota; Fungi; Basidiomycota; Exobasidiomycetes; Exobasidiales; Brachybasidiaceae
Exons: 2
Molecular function (GO): protein binding
Source: RefSeq, a predicted model, not a curated record
UUUGAAAUUUUACCUCAAUUUCGUAUUGAUUCUAAUUUGCGCGGCGAUGUUUUGAUUCGUUGUUCGGAUUGUGACUUUUACGUUCACAAGGCAGUUCUCUACUUUGCUUCGCCUUUCUUUCGAGCAAUUCUAGAUGGGGACUGGAAAGAGACGCACCCCUCUUUGCACACAAUAUCCUCUUCGGAAUCAUCUGUGGACAGUGCUUUAACGAGAAGCGAAGAUGAAGAACAGACAGACAAUUCUCCAGUAGAGGCAGAUAAAGCUGAAAAGCAAACAAAUACCGAGCCAGGUAGCGAUACUAUCAAAGAGGCUGAACGAAGAAACGACGCCACCAGAUCUCAACGCCUUCAAAAGAGAGAUCAAAAUCUUGUCGCUGUGAUUGAUCUGACCGAAGAGGAUGCUGCAACAUUUCAAGAUUUUUUGUGUCAUGUGUAUCCGAAUUUGGAUCUCAUUGUGACGUGGAUAAACAUCUUUCCACUUUUUGCUUUCUCCGAUAAAUUCGAAGUGCCAUUCUUACGUAGAGCCUGCACAACUUUCUUACGAGCAUCUUUGGCAGGAAGGCCGAUCGAUGCGAUGGCAUUGAGUGAAAGACAUGGAAUCGAAGAUGUAUAUCGAGAAGCAAGUAGACAUGUUUUGGAUAAUAUGCCUUCUUGGGCUCAAGAAGAAUUGGAUGUUUUAAGUCAAGAAACUUUAUUGAAAUUGGAAAGAAAACGAACAUGGUUUUUGGAAAGACUAUUGAAAUUAGGUUUAGCCAACCCAGCAAGAGAUUAUGAAUGUCAUUCAGCUUGUCCUGAUCCACAACAAUGUGCAAAAUUGUUGGAUGUUCGUUGGCAUUCACAAUAUGCUGCAGCAUUCAAAUAUGGUCCUCCUCAACCUUCGAUCAUCAUGCGACAUUUACGUGAAUUGGACGGAAAUGGAGCUCAUAGUCAAAGUAUGACAAUGUUGGCUUGUCAAAGUUCAAGUAAAGCAUGGGUGCAAAGCUUGUUCGAUCGUAUGUACGGCUUG